UCGAUGACCAUUUUCUCUGUCCUCUACUUUAUAUGGACUACUAAAAUUACUUCAUUUUCGUUAUCCCUUGCACGCCAAGCCCAUUUAUCUUCGUUCCCUUUUUAUGUGAAGCCAGCCCCAAUCUUGUUUGUGAAAAGAAAGAAGAAGAAAGUUUGUGUAAGUUUGGUGGAAGUGAAAGGUUAGGACACAGAGAAUUUGCUCUGUAUGUCAGUGGAAUACUACAGUGCUAAAUACUGCGGUGGAUACGGUGAACUUGCUAAUCCUUUACAAUGGCCACAACUCAGGAAAAGACGACGCCUCAUAGUUUCAUUGAUACCACCACAAGCAUCGACCAUAAAUCUACUGAAAUCGUUCAUGAUUGGAAAGUUUCAGGAUCCGAUCCAUUAAGGGAUCGGGUCCGAGAACGAGAGUCUCUGGCGACCAUGAUUCGACCUGUUGAAUCUCUCCCUGAUCCUCCUCCGACUAACACUAAUUCCUCAACCAAAGGUAUUUUAACCAUGGUGAGAGCUCAAACCAGCCAUCCUUUGGAUCCCUUAUCCGCUGCCGAGAUCUCUGUGGCAGUUGCAACUGUUAGGGCUGCUGGACCAACCCCUGAGGUGAGAGAUAGCAUGCGUUUUGUGGAAGUGGUUCUCAUGGAGCCAGAUAAACAUGUUGUUGCAUUGGCAGAUGCAUACUUCUUCCCCCCUUUCCAGCCAUCAUUACUUCCCAGAACAAAAGGUGGGCCUGUGAUUCCUACUAAACUUCCUCCAAGGCGUGCAAGACUUGUUGUUUACAACAAAAGCUCAAACGAGACAAGCAUAUGGAUCGUUGAGCUAUCACAAGUUCAUGCUACCACUAGAGGCGGGCACCAUAGGGGCAAGGCCGUUUCAUCAAAAGUUGUUCCAAAUGUCCAACCUCCAAUGGAUGCUGAGGAAUAUGCUGAAUGUGAAGCCGUUGUCAAGGGCUUUCCUCCAUUUCGGGAGGCAAUGAAGAGGAGGGGUAUUGAGGACAUGGAUCUUGUUAUGGUGGAUCCCUGGUGUGCAGGAUAUCACAGUGAAGCCGAUGCUCCUAGUCGCAGACUUGCUAAACCACUCAUUUUCUGCAGAACUGAGAGUGACUGUCCCAUGGAAAAUGGUUAUGCUCGUCCAGUUGAUGGAAUUCAUGUACUUGUUGAUAUGCAAAAUAUGGUGGUAAUUGAGUUUGAAGACCGUAAACUUGUUCCUCUACCACCAGCUGAUCCAUUAAGAAACUAUACUGCUGGUGAAACACGUGGAGGUGUUGAUCGAAGUGAUGUGAAACCCCUUCAGAUUAUUCAGCCUGAAGGUCCAAGCUUUCGUGUUAAUGGACAUUAUGUUGAAUGGCAGAAGUGGAACUUUCGUAUUGGUUUUACUCCUAGGGAGGGUUUAGUGAUCCAUUCUGUCGCAUAUGUGGACGGUAGUCGAGGUCGGAGGCCCGUUGCCCACAGAUUAAGUUUUGUUGAGAUGGUGGUCCCUUAUGGAGAUCCAAAUGAUCCACAUUACAGAAAAAAUGCAUUUGAUGCAGGGGAAGAUGGGCUGGGUAGAAAUGCACAUUCUCUUAAGAAGGGGUGCGAUUGUUUGGGUUACAUCAAGUACUUUGAUGCACACUUUACAAAUUUCACUGGAGGUGUUGAAACAAUUGAAAAUUGUGUAUGUUUGCAUGAAGAGGACCAUGGUAUCUUAUGGAAGCAUCAAGACUGGAGAACAGGUUUAGCAGAAGUUCGCAGGUCUAGAAGGCUAACAGUGUCAUUUAUAUGUACUGUGGCAAACUAUGAGUAUGGGUUUUUCUGGCAUUUUUAUCAGGAUGGGAAAGUUGAAGCUGAGGUUAAACUUACUGGAAUUCUCAGCUUAGGGGCACUUCAACCUGGGGAAGUAAGGAAAUAUGGCACAACUAUUGCACCCGGGUUAUAUGCCCCUGUUCAUCAACAUUUUUUUGUGGCCCGCAUGGAUAUGGCAGUUGAUUGUAAGCCUGGGGAAGCAUUUAAUCAGGUUGUUGAGGUGAAUGUUAAAGUUGAAGAAGCAGGAAAGAAUAAUGUUCAUAAUAAUGCAUUCUACGCCGAAGAGGAACUACUAAGAUCAGAAUUGCAAGCUAUGCGUGAUUGUAAUCCUUUAACUGCUCGCCACUGGAUUAUAAGAAACACAAGAAAUGUCAACCGAACUGGGCAGUUAACUGGAUAUAAACUAGUACCUGGUUCAAACUGUUUACCAUUAGCUGGUUCUGAGGCCAAAUUUCUGAGAAGAGCAGCUUUCUUGAAGCAUAAUCUUUGGGUCACUCCUUAUGCACAUGAUGAAAUGUAUCCUGGGGGAGAGUUUCCUAAUCAAAAUCCACGAGUUGGGGAAGGAUUGGCUACUUGGGUUAAGCAAAAUCGAUCACUGGAAGAAACUGAUAUAGUUCUAUGGUAUGUAUUUGGAGUGACUCACAUUCCUCGACUGGAGGACUGGCCUGUAAUGCCAGUGGAUCGCAUUGGUUUUAUGCUCAUGCCACAUGGGUUCUUCAAUUGCUCACCUGCAGUAGAUGUUCCUCCCAGUGCUAGCGAUUUGGAUAUCAAAGACAGCAAUGGAAUAAGUGAGAAGCCUAUCCAGAAUGCUCUGCUCGCCAAGCUCUGACUGGAUAAUUCUUAAGUGGGGUUAUGAUCAUAUGCCCCUUUUUUGAGUGUGUGUGUGUGUGUGUGUGUGUGGGUUUUGGUGUUUUGUUAAAUAAUUUGAGUCCAAUCCAACGAGUUCAGUCGUUGGUUAUAGAAGUAGUAAUUGGUGGCAAUUCUUUGAAUAAAAGUAAAGACGUGUUUUCAACUGGA
This is a messenger RNA of Mangifera indica (mango), 2791 nucleotides long. RefSeq names its product copper methylamine oxidase-like. NCBI's taxonomy places the organism in Eukaryota, Viridiplantae, Streptophyta, Magnoliopsida, Sapindales, Anacardiaceae. Gene Ontology annotation, biological process: amine metabolic process. The coding region runs from base 270 to 2603 and encodes 777 amino acids. The transcript has 12 exons. Gene Ontology annotation, molecular function: primary methylamine oxidase activity; copper ion binding; quinone binding. The record is from RefSeq and is a predicted model, not a curated record.